CCUACACACAAAAGCUCACGCGCCCACUCUCCUUGCUCUUCCCUCUUCUUCUCAUGUUCUCGGAGCUCCGGCUACAAUAACGGAGCCCCAGCUCGCAUCUCACCUUCUAGUUUCUUUUUAUUUUAUUUUCGCCUUCGUCCCGUUCCAUUUUUUUUUCAAAUUUUUCUGGUCAUUUUUCUCCCUUUCAUUUCGAACUGCGUUCACAGAUCUCGCAAACCGUCGAAGAUGGCCAAACCCUGGGGUACUGUCGGCAACUGGGCCGCCGAGGCUGAGCGAGAAGAGGCCGAGGAGCUCGCGGCGGCCGCCAAGGCCGAGUCCCAGAGCUUUCCCAGUCUAAAGGAAGCCGUCAGCGCCAAGCCCAAGAAGAAGAAGAUGAGCCUCUCUGAAUUCUACAACGCCUCCGGCACCCCCGCCUCUAAUCGUGUCGGCCUCACUCCCGACGAGAUGAUGCGCCUCCCUACCGGCCCCAAGGAGCGCUCUGCCGAAGAAAUGCAGUACGGUCGCCUCGGUGGCGGGUUUCCCUCCUACGGUCGCUCUGGUACGAAUCCGGGUCGGGGCGGGGACAGAGAGGGCGGGGACGGGUCGUGGGGUGGUGGAGGAAGAAGAUCCUACGGUGGAUUCGACGACGACAGGAGGGGCCCGCCUUCUAGGGUUUCUGAUUUAGAUCAACCGUCAAGGGCGGACGAGGUUGACAAUUGGGCAAUGACUAAAAAGUCUCUUCCUUCUGUAGAUUCCGGUAGGCAGAACCGGUAUAGCUCGCUCGGUAGUGUUGGUGCUGGGGGUGGGGGUGGUGAUGGUGUAGGUGGUGGUAUGGGCGGCCCAGCUUGGUCUAGGGCAGACGAGGUUGAUAACUGGGCUGUUGGAAAAAAGCCUACUCCUUCUAGGUCAUCCCCAUUUGGGUCUGAAUUUCAUUCGGGUCCGGAACCGGAUCGCUGGGUGAGAGGCGGACGCGAGGUCGACAGAGUUGAGAGAGAGCGACCCAAAUUGGUUUUGGAUCCUCCGAAAGCCGAGUCCGGCGUGAAUGAGCCAUCGCAGGUUGUGAAGACCAAUAAGCCGAACCCCUUCGGAGCAGCUCGACCUAGGGAGGAGAUUUUGGCUGAGAAAGGGUUGGAUUGGAAGAAGUUGGAGUCGGAAAUAGAAGCCAAGAAGACGAGUAGGCCGACGAGUGCCCACUCAAGCAGGCCUUCGAGUGCUCAGUCAAGCCGGUCUGAAGGGCCCGGGCUGCAUGCAAGUGAUAAUGUGGUGAAGCCGCGGCCGAAAGUAAACCCCUUUGGUGAUGCCAAGCCAAGGGAGGUUUUGCUGGAGGAGCGGGGUAAGGAUUGGCGGAAGAUUGAUCUCGAGCUGGAGCAUCAGGGUAUUGACAGACCUGAAACAGAGGAGGAAAAGAUAUUGAAGGAAGAAAUAGAUCAUCUAAAGAAGGAACUCGAGAAAGAAUCUACGGAUAAAGUGAACAGUGAAACUGUGCAAGAGUCUGGUGGUGACCGGCCAAGUCUACGCGAUAUAAUACUACAGAAGGAAAGGGAAUUGGAGGCAUUGAUCCGAGAAUUUGAUGACAAAGUUCGCUUUGGGCAGAAGGCCAUCGAUAGGCCAGGGUCUGGGGCUGGUAGGCCUGGUUCUGGGGCAGGAAGGCCUGGGUCUUCAGCAGGGAGGGCUGGUAACUUUCAUGAGAGGACGCCGUCUUAUUCCGGGUCAUUUGAAGAUUCUAGAAGUGUGGAAUACGUAGAUAGGUCUCCCUUGCAAGGCAAGGGAGAUCCGUGGGCAAGGCCUUUUGAUGACAGAAGGUCAUUCCAUGGUGGCAGGGAAAGAGGAGGAUUUCUGGGGAGCAGAGACAUGGGCAGGGCAAGGUCAAGAGAAAGAUGGUGAACAACUGCGCCGUUUCUAUGGAUUCGUUGAAUUGCGCUUCUGACAAACAGGACCAAAUAAUAUUUUGCCUCACUCUUUUUGUUUUCUUCAUUUUGCUCUGGGAAAUGGAGCAAGCAUUAUUGAUUACCGGCACUUGGAAAACUCUUGCGUUGAAGAUCUACUGUUACAUCGUGACACUAUGUAAAAUUGCAGUUUUCCGUUUUCUUUGUUGUCUGUUUUUUUUUUUAUGUGAAGGAGCCUGUAUUGUUCUUAGGUUCCAAUUUUACUGAACACUACGGGACUCGCUAGUCUAUUUUUGUGACAAUCGUCUGGGAAUUAUACUGAUAUUUUGGUUCUUUUGUGCAUG
Messenger RNA from Malus domestica (apple), 2209 nucleotides. Its product is annotated as eukaryotic translation initiation factor 4B2-like. The record is from RefSeq and is a predicted model, not a curated record. Gene Ontology annotation, molecular function: translation initiation factor activity; mRNA binding. Lineage: Eukaryota; Viridiplantae; Streptophyta; Magnoliopsida; Rosales; Rosaceae.